This is a messenger RNA of Thalassophryne amazonica, 627 nucleotides long. RefSeq names its product double-stranded RNA-specific editase 1-like. Bases 4 to 621 code for a protein of 205 amino acids. Gene Ontology annotation, cellular component: cytoplasm; nucleolus. The record is from RefSeq and is a predicted model, not a curated record. NCBI's taxonomy places the organism in Eukaryota, Metazoa, Chordata, Actinopteri, Batrachoidiformes, Batrachoididae. Gene Ontology annotation, biological process: adenosine to inosine editing; RNA processing. Gene Ontology annotation, molecular function: double-stranded RNA adenosine deaminase activity; tRNA-specific adenosine deaminase activity; double-stranded RNA binding. The transcript has 6 exons.
CACAUGCCACAGGUUCUUGCGGAUGCAGUGUCUCGUCUAGUGGUGGAUAAGUUCAGUGAGCUGACGGACAACUUCACCUCCCCCCACGCUCGGCGAAAAGUUCUAGCAGGGGUUGUCAUGACAACAGGUACAGAUGUGAAGGAAGCACAGGUUAUUUGUGUCUCCACGGGAACCAAAUGCAUCAAUGGUGAGUACAUGAGUGACCGUGGACUGGCGCUCAAUGACUGCCACGCUGAGAUCAUCGCCCGACGCUCACUCAUCAGGUAUCUCUACACUCAGCUGGAGUUCUUCCUCAGCAACAACAAGGAGGACCAUCAAAAGUCAAUAUUCCUGCAGUGUGACAAGGGAGGUUACAAGUUAAAGGACAAUGUUCAGUUCCACCUCUACAUCAGCACCUCACCUUGUGGUGAUGCCAGGAUCUUCUCCCCACAUGAGGCCGGAGUGGAAGACCAAGGGGACAGGCACCCCAACCGGAAAGCUCGGGGCCAACUCAGGACUAAAAUCGAGUCCGGAGAGGGCACCAUCCCUGUGAGGUCCAGCAACACCAUUCAGACCUGGGACGGGGUGCUGCAGGGAGAGCGGUUACUCACCAUGUCUUGCAGUGACAAGAUUGCAAGGUAAGUCACU